Puma concolor (puma) is the source of this 778-nucleotide messenger RNA. RefSeq names its product eukaryotic translation initiation factor 3 subunit K (gene EIF3K). Gene Ontology annotation, cellular component: eukaryotic translation initiation factor 3 complex; cytoplasm. The record is from RefSeq and is a predicted model, not a curated record. Gene Ontology annotation, molecular function: translation initiation factor activity; ribosome binding. Gene Ontology annotation, biological process: regulation of translational initiation. Lineage: Eukaryota; Metazoa; Chordata; Mammalia; Carnivora; Felidae.
UCUUCCUUUUCCGGUCCUGGCGGACGCCUCUUCGGUUGGAGUCUCGGCCCGGUGCCCCGGCGUGGGAGGCGACCGUAGUCAUGGCGAUGUUUGAGCAGAUGAGAGCGAACGUUGGCAAGUUGCUCAAGGGUAUCGACAGGUACAAUCCUGAGAAUCUGGCCACGCUGGAGCGGUAUGUGGAGACACAGGCCAAGGAGAAUGCCUAUGAUCUGGAAGCCAACCUGGCCGUCCUGAAGCUGUACCAGUUCAACCCAGCCUUCUUUCAAACCACGGUGACCGCCCAGAUACUGCUAAAGGCCCUCACCAACCUGCCCCACACCGACUUCACACUGUGCAAGUGCAUGAUCGAUCAGGCACAUUCUCAGCAAGAAGAACGACCAAUCCGACAGAUCUUAUACCUCGGGGACCUGCUGGAGACCUGCCACUUCCAGGCCUUCUGGCAAGCCCUGGAUGAAAAUAUGGACCUCCUGGAGGGUAUAACUGGCUUUGAAGACUCCGUCCGAAAAUUUAUCUGCCAUGUUGUGGGCAUCACUUACCAGCACAUUGAUCGCUGGCUACUGGCUGAGAUGCUCGGGGAUCUGACCGACAGCCAGCUAAAGGUGUGGAUGAGCAAAUAUGGCUGGAGCGCUGAUGAGUCGGGCCAGAUAUUUAUCUGUAGCCAGGAGGAGAGCAUCAAGCCCAAGAACAUCGUGGAGAAGAUCGACUUUGACAGUGUGUCCAGCAUCAUGGCCUCCUCACAGUAACUCGGCAGGCGCUUAAUAAAGAUUUAUUGACUUCU